This is a messenger RNA of Punica granatum (pomegranate), 1782 nucleotides long. The record is from RefSeq and is a predicted model, not a curated record. NCBI's taxonomy places the organism in Eukaryota, Viridiplantae, Streptophyta, Magnoliopsida, Myrtales, Lythraceae.
UUUGUCCAUUUCACCUGUUGGCACCUUUUCAGAUUGCCCUCCAGCCCGAACAGACAUAUACCCCACUACUGGUUUGUGCCUAUGACUCCCACUUCGGUCCCCUCGCUAUUCUUCUAACAACGUUUUUUAUAGCACCCCAUAAAUGGAACACGUCUUCCUCCUUGUUCACCUUCCUGCUGUGCACUUUUACUCCUUUCCAUUCAUUCCCAUCCUUGUGCCUGGAACCUUCUCAUCAAAUUGAUACUUCCCAUGCCUGGUUAUUGCAUAUUUUCAAAGCAGCUUUUGCUGAACCUGCGUUCACCUCCAAUUGCCCAUGGCUGAGUACAAGACAAUCCCUCGGUUCUAUCUCCUAACUCAGAUGUUCGGUGCCAUUGUUGCUGACGUUUUACUGAUUAGAUAAUUGAGCUUUACUUAAAGUUGGGUUUAUAACAUGUCAUGCUCUUGGCCUCUCAAUUCGACUGAUGUUUGUGAUCCUCCACUUUGUUUCCACCCGCGGGAAGUCUAGCAUUGGGUGCUCGAUUCCCGCUGGCCAUUGGACCCCAGGAGGGAUUGUUGGAGAGGGGCUGAAAGACUUCAGCAACCCGCCCUGGGGGCCGUGCCCGGCAGGGAGCCCCCACUUCCGCCCCUUCUUUCUCUCUUUGAAAUUUUAUCGGAUUGUUUCUAUCUUAACUUCAAAUUUUUCAUUACAUGAAUGUAAAAAAUUUUAUUCAAUACAUAUAUAUAUGUAUGUAUAUUUUUGGUUUUGGUUCCCCCAUUUGCAGAUCGAGAGUAUAAUGGUGCUUCUGGAAAUCUCUUGGAGAGAGACUAAGAAAAAGCAUGCUGGUUCUAACAAAGGUAAAGCUGCAACAAUGGAUUCCAAGGCUCUUUGCUUCAUUUUAGUUGCAGCUUUCCUUGUAUGGACCCCGACCGCCAGUGCCUUCAACAUUACCCGCCUACUCGGUCGCUACCCAAACUUCAGCACGUUCAACGACUAUCUUACGCAGACUAAGCUCUAUGAACAAAUCAACCGGAGACAAACCAUCACCGUUCUUGUGGUUGAUAACUCCGCUAUUGGGGGUAUCUCAGGAAAGCCGUUGGACUUGAUCAAGAGAAUCUUGAGCACGCACGUGGUGCUUGAUUAUUACGACACAGAGAAGCUCCAUGACCUUUCGAAGAAAUCUACUUUGUUGACCACUCUGUACCAAGCAAGUGGGAUCGCGGAUAACCAGCAGGGUUUCUUGAACGUCACAAAGAAGGGCUCAUCAGGAGACGUUGUCUUUGGAUCUGCCGUGAAGGGAUCGAGCCUCGACGCCAACCUUGUACAGCAAGUCGCUGCACAGCCGUACAACGUUUCCGUUCUUCAGGUCAGUUCAAUAAUUAAUACACCUGGAUUGGAUGGCGCAGACGUGAAUUCAACAUCUGCUCCUUCACCGCCGCCACCAGCAAAAACACCAGCAAAGGCCCCGUCACCAAGCACGGCUGAGGCUCCUGCUGAAGAAGCUACAGCACCAGAGUCUUCAGAUGCACCAUCAGAUGCCCCAGCUGAUGCACCGGCUGCUGAUGGACCGUCUCCAUCUUCAUCUGUUCCAGCGGAUGCCAAGGCUCCGGCCUCUUCGAAAUCUCCAAGCACUCGUGUAGCUUCAAGCACGACCGUCCUUGCUGUGAUUUCUUUCUUUGCAUUGUCUCUUUGGUAGUUGCAUUGCAAUAAAUAUGGUAAUAUAACAAAAUUGUAACAUAUAGCUAAUCAUAUUUUGGAAACCAAAAUUAAUGAAACGUAAGAUAUUCGUUUCCUUUAUUUUCUAA